Salvelinus sp. IW2-2015 is the source of this 1528-nucleotide messenger RNA. RefSeq names its product tetratricopeptide repeat protein 7A. Gene Ontology annotation, molecular function: protein binding. Gene Ontology annotation, cellular component: plasma membrane. NCBI's taxonomy places the organism in Eukaryota, Metazoa, Chordata, Actinopteri, Salmoniformes, Salmonidae. Gene Ontology annotation, biological process: phosphatidylinositol phosphate biosynthetic process; protein localization to plasma membrane. The record is from RefSeq and is a predicted model, not a curated record.
CUCUUCCCUUCCCAGCUCAGCCUCCCACUGUAGCAUAUUGUAACCCUCCAGACUCACACAGUUCCCAUCUGUUGAAAAACAGAGGACCAAAGCUCUAUGAACAUACAGUGAUAAACAUGCUUAUCCUAUAUGAUGGUAGCAUCAGGUCCUAGUUGACGUGCCAACAGUAUGUGCUAACCUAGCAACCACAGCAAUGUUGUGUCAAUAUUGAGCCAAUGUUGUGUGUGUGUGUGUGUUUUUCCUGAUGUGUCAAGGAAAUGGUACAGCACACCAAUGUGUGUAUCGAUGUGUAAAGUGCUAAUGGUGUACUAAUUGAUGCAUGCUGUGUUGAUGUGUUGCUGUUUGUGCUCCUUGUCACUCAGUCUGCUGUUCACUAAGGUGAAGCUGGAGGAGGCUCUGUAUGGGCCGGGCGUAGCACUCCAGACCUGCCAAGACAUGCUGCAGCUAUGGCAGAGCCGCUAUGACUUCACACGUACCAGUGAGGGGGAUGACAGCAGCAGUAUCCACCUACCAGAGCCACUUCCACACAACCGCAAACCCAGCGGCCUCCACCUCACCCUGCCAGACUUCCAGGACAGUGAGACUGGUUCUCAGAGUGGUCCGUCCAAUGCUCUAUCUCGCCUGGAGCAAGCCAUGUCAGAGGUGUCAGCCGCCAGCUCCGCCCACAAACAGGGCCCCACCUACAUCUGGACCACCCUGGAGCGCAUCUGGCUGCAAGCAGGAGAGUUGUUCAUGGCAGAGGGGCGUGUGAAGGAGGCCCAGUUCUGUGUGCAGGAGGCAGCUGUGCUCUUCCCCAACUCCCACUCCGUGCUGCUGCUAAGGGGCCGGCUGGCCGAGCUCAAAGGGAACCAGGACGAGGCCAAGGGUUUGUACGAUGAAGCCCUGGCCAUCCACCCCAAUGGACACCGCAUACUGCUGCACCUGGGCCAGUUGUUGGUGCGGUGUGGGCGUGUGGGUCUGGGGGAGAAGGUGCUGCGGGAUGCGGUGCAGGCCCAGAGCACGUCCCACGAGGCGUGGAGCGGCCUGGGGGAGGCCCUGCAGUCACAGGGCAGCAGCCAGGCUCCAGACUGCUUCCUCACAGCCCUGGAGCUGGAGUCCUCCUGCCCCAUCAGGCCCUUCACCAUCAUACCCCGCGAGCUGUGAGGAGCAGACAGAGGGUACUACUGUAUUACACACUCAUAUACACACACACACACACACACACACACACACACACACACACACACACACACACACACACACACACACACAUGCGUAUGAUUAUUUACACGUGCAAAUUGGUGCAAUAUAUCUUCUCUUGCCCUUUUCACUCUUUUUGCUCUCUCUCUCGCUCUCCUCCCUUCCCCCUCUCCAUUUUAUCUACUCUCUUCAUCUUUAUCUAUGUCUAUGCACUCAUAAUAAUCGCUCACAUGCAUUCAUGGACAAGUCAAGUGUAUCGUGACACUGUUAUACAGACCGUAUACAUCCACUACACUGUUAUACAGACCGUAUACACCCACUACACUGUUAUACAGACCGUAUACACCCA